Macrosiphum euphorbiae (potato aphid) is the source of this 2013-nucleotide messenger RNA. Lineage: Eukaryota; Metazoa; Arthropoda; Insecta; Hemiptera; Aphididae. The record is from the annotation of a GenBank genome assembly.
AUGAUUAGUGUACGUCUCGUUUCAUUUGUAUGUUUGCAUUUUGCGACUUUUACUCUAUUAAAUUGUCUUUCGGUCAAAGAUCAAAUGUAUGCUAACAUCAUAGCGGAUAACCCAUGUUUUCUUAGACUAAAUGGAACAAACCAAUUUGGGUGUACUUCUUCAAGAUUUGGAAAUGUUGGAACUUUACAUUUGGUGACAAAUUCAACUGAUUUAAAUUGGUUAUUUAAUGAAGGAAAGGCUGAUCCUUACACUGUAGCAAUAACGCCAAAAAUGUUUAAUAGAGAGGUUUUACAAAGCAUUGAAUUGAGUGCUAAAGUAAAUGGUAUAAUGUUACUAAUGAAUGGUACUGAACAAGAAGUAAUAAAUAAUGAUAAUUUACAAUAUACUGGAUUUAGCCCAGAAGAUACAUGUCCUAACCGUUAUUCAGAUGUUAGUAGUUGUCCAAUGAAACCAUGGAAUCCUUAUGGUACUGAUAUUCUUUUAAAAAGUUGGAGUUUCCCAAUAUUUGUUGUUAACGAUCAAAACACUAUCAAAGAUAUUAUAGAUUGCUUCAAAAAUCAUAAUUUACCUUUAAAUAAUCAAAAUGAUCAAUCUUUAUGUGCUCUUGAAUUGAAAUCUCAUAUGUAUGCUGCUGUAGAUUCCAAAACGUGUUUGAGGCGAACAAUGAUGUCAUACCAAAAUAUAAGACCAAUUAAAUUUUGUGAUCCGCUGGGUGAUAAGAAUGUGUAUUGGUCUCUAAAAGAACUACAUCCAAAUACACCAGAUCAAUCUGUUGCUAUUGUUGCUGCACGGUUGGAUGCUACAUCUAUGUUUCAAGACUUAGCUCCUGGUGCUAUGUCAACAGCUACAUCAAUUGUGACGUUAAUGACUACUGCUAAUUUAAUUUCAGAAAUGCUAUCUUACAAUGAUGCCAACAACUUCUCUCGGAAUAUUAUGUUUAUUUUAUUUAAUGGAGAAGCUUAUGAUUAUAUUGGAUCAAGUCGAGUGGUCUAUGAUAUGUUAAAUGGAAAUUUCCCAAAUGAUUUAAUUAAACUCAAUCAGAGUCAUAUUGGCUUGUUUGUAGAAUUAUCACAAAUACAUUAUGAUAAAGAAGUGGUUUUUUAUCGUCCAAUCAAAAAUAAUGCUAGUGAAAAUGUUAUAAAUUUCAUGAAUAUAUUUAAUAAGAGUCUUUCUGAUGAUGGUUUUUCUGUUACUGAAUCAAAAAGCACAUCUUUACCACCAUCAUCACUACAUUCUUUUUUGAAAAUUGAUCCCAAAUUUCCGGGUAUAAUAUUAACAGGAUUUAGAGACCAAUUUAAAAAUAAGUUUUAUCAUAGCAUUUUGGAUGAUGCUGAGAAUAUACAAUAUGGUAAUAAUUCUACAAUUCCACAAACCAUAGCUCAUAUAUCAACUUCUCUUAGUAACUCCCUUUAUACAUUUAUUACUAACUCCACCUACACUGGUUUGAAACAAGCAAAUUCUAGCUAUGUUACCAAAUUAUUAGAUUGUUAUGUUAAGUCUAUGAAUUGUGAAGUAUUUCAAUCAUUGACUUCACCACUGCAUUUACCUGACAAUCCCCCUAAUUAUUAUAUCAGUAUAGAUUUGAUCACAAAUACCAUCACCAGUCUUUCACGCCUAUUAUUUGCUUCUUUUGGAAGUAAAAUAAUUAAUGAAGUUCAAAAUGAAGAAAAUUGUCUAAACUAUAGAACAAAACAGGGUUUUAUGCCUAUAUGGUUAAGAGGAAAUUAUAACGCGUGUUAUUCAACAACAUCUAAUGUUACUGAUGCAGUUAGCCCAGCUUUUAUUAUACCUGAGUAUAAUUUAUCAUCUCCAAAAUAUUCAACAUGGACUGAAUCUGUAUGGCAUGAAGUGCAUAUUCGUAUGUUUCUUAGACAAUCGUUUAAACUACAAAUUAUAAUAUUUGUACUUGGAAUUUUAAUAUUUCUAUUUUCUUUCAUCAUAAUAAAAAAAAUGUAUGAUCAAUCUGGAAUUCAUUUUAAUAACCAAGAAGUCCAUUCAGUAACAAAUUUUUGA